UCUAUUAGAAACUGCAAUCCAAAACUGACAGUUAUCAAAAGUUUGAUAAAAAAAUACUUUGUAAAACUGAUAAGAACUGAUAAAGUCCUUAUCAUUUGUAUUACUUGUAUUAUUUGUAUUACUUUUUUAAGGUAUUUAAUUAAGAAUUUUGUGAUAUCCUUAUCAAAAUGUGCUGUGUAAUACUGUUAUAUCAUCAAAAUUCACCUGUUACAUGCCCUCAACUAAAUGAGCAAUGAUCCCAAGAAAAAGCACCGUAAACUGCGGAGGCAGCGUUCCAUUCACGGGGUGCACUACGACAUUGAGAAGCGUGAGGAGGUGGUGACCCGACCGUUCAGGAUGCCGCCCCACCGCGAGAUACAGGCUUACGAUCGACAAGUGGCUGGUCACACGGCCACCAAGGAUACCAAGUUUUUAGGACUACUUCAAUGUAACGACGGUACAAUUUUGAAGCCGAUCCUCAAGGAAGCUCAAAAACGCGAGGUGGAAUUCUACAAUCGGCUGGCCACGGCCACGGAGCCUGAUCUGGUGGAGAUGAGGAACUUUGUGCCGAGGUACUACGGCUGCAAGAAGGUCACAUACAAUGGACACGAGCAAGAGUACAUCAUACUGGAGGACCUAACGAAGAAUAUGCUGGAGCCCUGCAUCAUGGAUGUUAAAAUAGGUAGACGAACAUGGGACCCACUGGCAACAGAAGAGAAGAUAGCGAACGAGAAGAAGAAGUACGCGCGGUGCAAGGAGCAGUUCGCGUUCUGCAUACCAGGGUUCCAGGUGUAUCGGCUGUCCACCGGACAGCUGCAUAAAUAUGACAAGGAUUACGGGAAGAAACUGCACGGUGACAAGGUUAUAGAGGCGGUGCGCAGCUUCCUAAACGUGGAAAGUGGCGCGCGGCGCGCGGCGGCGGCGCUGGCGGCGGCGCUGUGGCGGCUGCAGCGCUGGGCGCGGCGCGCGCGGCCGCUGCGGCUGUACGCCGCCUCGCUGCUGCUCGUCUACGACGCCGCCCGCCUGCGGCCGGCUCCACCUCCACCUCCCUCCACAGGGUUAAAGGAAAAAAAAUAUCCCGCGGCGAUAGUCCGGCGACGGUCCAUACACUCGAUACACAGCCCGGCAAGCGCCGGCUCCAACUUCAGCGGGCUCCUUACGUCUAAAGGACCUGUCUACAAGAAAGUCAAAUCCGUACCUCUUAGCCCCAUGACGUCACAAGCAAGUUUUGCCCCACCACCCCCUAUUAAUUCCCCGUGGAGCAACGCCUUCGACAGAGUCAAUCAGAGCCACUCCCCUGAUCAUAAUUACGAUGAUAAAAUAUGCAAGAUGAAGAUGAAUUUCAGAGCCACCCUGGAUCAGCUGUCGACUGAAUCCUCAGACCCUAAUGCGUGGGGUAUUGUCAAGAUUAUAGAUUUCGCUCACGUGUUCUUCAAUGAGAAAGACGAUAUGGGCCCAGACGAGAACUUUCUGGAAGGCAUAGACAAUUUUGUGAAAAUCUUCGAUGAAAUUUUAAUUGAAACGCAGCAUCAAGAUAUUUGAUCCAGUGCCAUAUUUUAGAUUUUAAACUAGAAUAAUUAAAAAAUAAAAAUCAUUAUAUAUUCUAACUGUAAGAUAUUACAUUACUAUUUUAUUACUAUUACUAUUUUAGUUAUGGUGAAUUCGACAUUUGAAGUUAGUUACAAGAGAAGAAAGAGGGCAUAAAGAUCUAGAAAAGAUCUUUACGUACGUACGUAACCGUGAUUCCUUAACUUCUGUAAUCCGUACUUCCUAAAAUAUGUUAUAUUUUUUAAAUGGUUUUCAUAAAAAAAAAUCGCUUUAUUAAAUUUAUAUUUAGAGAAAGAAACGCCACAGCACUUAAUUUUUGACUGUAGCCGACUCAUACAUAAACGACAUAUCUCCUUUGGACUGGUCGUAGCUAGGGGGGAGCAUUGAGGGACAGUGCCCUAUCUUAAAAGGCCUAAUGUCCAACCUUAAAAUGAAAGGCCCAAGAAAAUUAAAUAGAUUCGCUUUUUCGAAGUCACUUAAUUAUGGCUUCAGCCCUACCAAAAAGUUCUUUUGCCCUACCUUAAACUUGGGUCCAGCUACGGCCCUACCUUUGGAAAAUACACAUCCUGAGCAGAUAAAAAACGUCGCUACAAAAGAUCUUCAAAUUCCUGUCGCUGAUAGGAAUUAGCAGCGAACGUUAAAAAAAAGGGCGUAUACAAAAGAUCAUGGAAAAGUUGGAAUGUCAUAGGUUUUUCUGCAAAUAAUAUUCAUAAAAGUGUGUCUUAUUUAUUUGUUUGCGUUCUUUUAUUUUCUAUGUAAUAAAUAAUUCAAGUAAAAUAUACUCAUUUCUUCACUUACAA
Messenger RNA from Galleria mellonella (greater wax moth), 2327 nucleotides. RefSeq names its product inositol polyphosphate multikinase (gene Ipk2). The transcript has 6 exons. Gene Ontology annotation, cellular component: nucleus; cytoplasm. Gene Ontology annotation, molecular function: inositol-1,4,5-trisphosphate 3-kinase activity; inositol tetrakisphosphate kinase activity. NCBI's taxonomy places the organism in Eukaryota, Metazoa, Arthropoda, Insecta, Lepidoptera, Pyralidae. The record is from RefSeq and is a predicted model, not a curated record. Gene Ontology annotation, biological process: inositol phosphate biosynthetic process. The coding region runs from base 226 to 1521 and encodes 431 amino acids.